Messenger RNA from Ascochyta rabiei, 1785 nucleotides. RefSeq lists its product as uncharacterized. Gene Ontology annotation, biological process: mitochondrial respiratory chain complex III assembly. Gene Ontology annotation, cellular component: mitochondrial inner membrane. Lineage: Eukaryota; Fungi; Ascomycota; Dothideomycetes; Pleosporales; Didymellaceae. The transcript has a single exon. The record is from RefSeq and is a predicted model, not a curated record. Bases 1 to 1785 code for a protein of 594 amino acids.
AUGCUCAGCGCCCAGUGCCUCUCACGCGCCACUGCUCGAGCCCCGCAUGUCCCGCGAACAUGCAGAAACAUCGCGACCCGGCCACAGCGCCCCCAAGUACGAGCGGCGACACACCCCUAUGCCCAGCGGCGACAGCAGCAUUUCAUCCGCUCCCUAGCCACCGUCACUGCGCUCUGGGCAGCGGCCUCGGCCUUCCAAUACGUCAACGGCAACAUGGUCGGCGAGGUACAUGCCGAAGAGCACAAGGACGAGGAGGAAGUCAUGCAGUUUGAGGCGCCGCGACGCAAGCCAAAGUCGACCGACGACAACCGGAACAUCAUCAGCUCGCAGCACCUGCAAGUACAGAGGAGCUGGGAGAACCCUGGAGUCUACGCGUGGGGCUCCAACGCGGGAAAGACGGUGGCACCAGACUCGGACGAGAAGUACAUCAAGACACCGCGACGCAUAAAAUACUUCGACGGCAAGCUCCUGCGCGACAUCAAGCUGGACAGGAACUUUGGCGCGGCCAUCGACGACAAGGGCGAUCUGUUGCAGUGGGGGGUGGACUUCUCGAAAGAGGCGAGCGAGCCCACAAAAACACUGCGUGGCAAGGGCCUCACCUCGCUGGCUAUUUCGCGCGAUCGCAUCAUCGCUCUCUCGUCCAACGGCGCCGUGUACUCGAUACCCGUCUCGCAGACAGAGCAGAAGGAAGGGCCCAAGCCCGCAUCCACCUCCUGGAUCCCCUUCUGGGGCGGCUCGAACGAUGUCUCCUACCGCAUACGUACACCUGAGAACUUGGCAUGGAGCGAGAAGGUCGUCGACGUCAAGUCCGGCCUCGAACACGCCCUUCUCCUCACCUCUGCUGGGCGAGUAUACUCGUUGGCAUCAGGUACACAGAACUUUCCCGCCAAGGGCCAGCUCGGUAUUCCCGGCCUGACCUGGGAGUCCAGGCCUCAGGGCGCUUUCGACCUCCCACACGAGAUCACAACGCUGAAGGGUUUCCCCAUCUCCAAGAUCGCAACCGGUGACUACCACAGCCUCGUUUGCGAUUCUGCAGGCCGUGCCUUCUCUUUUGGUGACAACACCUCUGGUCAACUUGGUUUCCCCUUCAACUCCGAAGCGCUCUCGGUCGACGCGCCCUCCCUGCUCCCCACACAGAAACUCUACGCCGGCACCGCUCAGCAAGGCAAGAUCACCAACGUCUUCGCCGGCGGCAACACAUCAUACCUCACUGUUGAGGCCAGCAAGCCCAACGAGAGCCGCGUUACAGCCGACACCUUCGCCUUUGGCCACGGCUUGACCGGCCAGCUCGGUGUCGGCCGCUGGAUCCACACCCAAGCCGAUCCCACCAAGAUCCCCGCCUUCUCUGGGCUGUUCGAGUGGGAUGAAGUUGCCAACACUGCCAUCCCCAUCAAGCUUCACAACAUCUCCGUCGGCGCAACGCACGCCGCAGCCGUCAUGGACAACGUCGCAUCCGUUGUCACCGCAGGCAAAUCCAAGAAGCUGACAGAGAAUGACACGAACUGGGGGCGCGACAUCCUGUUCUGGGGCAACAACGAGUUUUACCAGAUUGGCAGCGGGAAGCGAAGCAACGUUGCGACACCUACCUAUAUUCAGCCCCUCGACCAGCAGGCCGAGAACGAGCGCGCAGCGAGCGUGAGCAUGGUAGGCAAGCUGAGGGAGAAGGAAAUGCACCGGUUCCAGAUCAGCCCGAGAGCGAAAGUAAAGGUCAACGGUAGGACGGUGGAAAUUGAGCAGAAAGUCGAAUGUGGACGGGGCGUGACUGCUGUCUACUCGGCUGUCUAA